Molecule: messenger RNA, 717 nt
Organism: Aureobasidium namibiae CBS 147.97
Lineage: Eukaryota; Fungi; Ascomycota; Dothideomycetes; Dothideales; Saccotheciaceae
Exons: 1
Coding region: 1-717 (238 amino acids)
Source: RefSeq, a predicted model, not a curated record
AUGAAGUACUCUUUCGUCUGCGCUGCCCUCGCCGCCUCGGCCUCUGCACAGAUCCUUUCCGACAUCACCUCGGUCGGUGGUUCCAUCAUCUCUGCUGGUACUAGCGGUGCUGGUUCAGUCGUCUCUGCUGCCACCUCUGGUGUUGGCUCGGGUAUCUCUGGUGCCUCUUCCGUCGGAUCCGUCGUCGCCUCCGGUGCUUCAUCUGUCGGCAGCGAGGCUGUCUCUGGCGCCUCGUCGAUUGCAAGUGCUGGAACCUCGGGUGCCGCUGGUGCCGUCUCCACCCUCACUGGCAGUGCCUCUUCAGCCCUCGCCUCCGUCUCAUCUGGCCUCGUCUCCGAGAGCGCCGACAUCAGCUCCCGUCUGAGCUCCCUCUCGGCUGCCCAGUCCACUGCCACUGGCUCGGCCAAGAGCUCCCUCUCAUCCGAGGAGGCCUCCCUCAGAUCCUCGGCCUCGUCUGCCCUUAGCUCCGGCACAGGUGCCUUGAGCUCCGCCUCGUCGCGCGUCUCUUCCGCCGUCUCAUCUGCCCAGUCCGGUGCCUCGUCCCGCGCCUCAUCUGGUUCCUCUGGUGCCGGUGGUGUUGUUUCGUCUGCCACUUCUCGCGCCGGUUCCGCUGCCAGCUCGGCUGCCUCAUCUGCCACUGGUGCUGCUGGCCACAACGCCGUUCCCGCUGUCGGUGGUGUCCUCGGUGCCGCUCUCGGCUUCGCUGCUCUCCUCUAA